Messenger RNA from Rubroshorea leprosula, 1459 nucleotides. Lineage: Eukaryota; Viridiplantae; Streptophyta; Magnoliopsida; Malvales; Dipterocarpaceae. The record is from the annotation of a GenBank genome assembly.
CAUCGGAAGAAAAAGCACAUUCAUCUCCUUAGCAGAUUUUCAGCAGAUUUUCUCAAGAUGCAGAUCUUUGUUAAGACUCUCACCGGCAAGACCAUCACCCUCGAGGUGGAGAGCAGCGACACCAUCGAUAAUGUCAAGGCUAAGAUCCAGGACAAGGAAGGGAUUCCCCCGGAUCAGCAGCGUCUGAUCUUCGCCGGGAAGCAACUCGAGGAUGGCCGUACUCUUGCUGACUACAACAUCCAGAAGGAGUCCACCCUCCAUCUCGUCCUUCGUCUCCGUGGUGGUAUGCAGAUCUUCGUCAAAACUCUCACCGGCAAGACUAUAACCUUGGAGGUUGAGAGCUCCGACACCAUCGAUAACGUCAAGGCUAAGAUCCAGGAUAAGGAAGGUAUUCCACCAGAUCAGCAGCGUCUGAUCUUCGCCGGCAAGCAGUUGGAGGACGGCCGUACACUCGCCGACUACAAUAUUCAGAAGGAGUCAACCCUCCACCUUGUCCUCCGCCUCCGUGGUGGUAUGCAGAUCUUCGUCAAGACCUUGACCGGCAAGACAAUCACCCUCGAGGUUGAGAGCUCCGACACCAUUGAUAACGUGAAAGCUAAGAUCCAGGACAAGGAAGGCAUCCCACCGGAUCAGCAGCGUCUGAUCUUCGCUGGCAAGCAGCUGGAGGAUGGCCGCACCCUUGCCGACUACAAUAUCCAGAAGGAGUCCACUCUCCACCUCGUCCUUCGACUCCGUGGUGGUAUGCAGAUCUUCGUCAAGACCCUGACCGGGAAGACAAUUACCCUUGAGGUCGAGAGCUCCGACACCAUUGACAACGUUAAGGCUAAGAUCCAGGAUAAGGAGGGCAUCCCACCAGAUCAGCAGAGGUUGAUCUUUGCCGGUAAGCAGCUCGAGGAUGGCCGCACUCUGGCUGACUACAACAUCCAGAAGGAGUCCACCCUUCACCUCGUGCUCCGUCUCCGUGGAGGAAUGCAGAUUUUUGUCAAGACUUUGACUGGGAAGACAAUUACCCUCGAGGUGGAGAGCUCGGACACCAUUGACAAUGUCAAGGCGAAAAUUCAAGACAAGGAGGGCAUCCCCCCAGACCAGCAGAGGCUGAUUUUCGCUGGAAAGCAGCUGGAGGAUGGAAGGACCCUGGCUGAUUAUAACAUUCAGAAGGAGUCUACCCUUCACCUUGUCCUGCGUCUGCGUGGGGGUCUCUAAGCUGCUGUUCUGAUUAAGAAUCAAGAUGUGUGUGUUUUCUUCCAUUCUGUGUUAAGGGAUGAUGAGUCCCUUGGAAUAAAUCUGUGUUUCUCUUCUGCCUUCUUUCCACCUUGUUUUGUUACCGAACUUUUCAUCCUUUCAGUUGUUGAAUAAAAUCUGGUGCUUUUUGCCCAAAUCUUAUGAUUAAUUUUCUGUUCUUGGUUUGCAUUUGAUUAUCUAUUGUUUCUUCUUUUGGGAAUGAAUAGAAUUCAAUUGA